Alnus glutinosa is the source of this 2340-nucleotide messenger RNA. RefSeq names its product receptor-like protein EIX1. Bases 1 to 2340 code for a protein of 779 amino acids. The record is from RefSeq and is a predicted model, not a curated record. The transcript has 2 exons. Gene Ontology annotation, molecular function: protein binding. Lineage: Eukaryota; Viridiplantae; Streptophyta; Magnoliopsida; Fagales; Betulaceae.
AUGGCAACAGUUAUACACAAGAAGACCACUUUUGUGGUGCUCCUUUUGCAUUGCUAUCUUUCCUUGGCUACUCUAACAUACAUGUUUGCAUAUGCGGGUGGCAAUCCAAAUAUGCUUUGCAGAAAAGGUGAAAGAGAUGCCCUCCUCACUUUCAAACAAGGUAUCGAUGAUCCUUUCAAUUCACUCUCAUCUUGGAUUGGCCAGGAGUGUUGCACGUGGAAAGGAAUUGGCUGUCACAACAUAACUGGGCAUGUCGUCCACCUAAAUCUCAGAAAUCUAAUGUUGGAUGGGCUGAUAAUCGAUUCCCUACGGGAAUUAAAGCAUCUUCACUAUUUGGAUUUAAGUCUGAAUGGUUUUUCAAAUGAUCAUUUUCCAAGCUUCUUUGGUUAUCUUCAGAAUUUGAGAUAUCUAAAUUUAUCAUAUACGGAUUUCAAGGGUAAAAUUCCUCAUCAGUUGGCAAAUCUCUCUAACUUGCAUUCUCUUGACAUUCAAGGUAAUUACAACAUGCAAGUUGACAAUCUUGAAUGGCUAUCUCAUCUUUCUCUGUUGGAAUUCCUCGACAUGAGUAGCGUCAACCUUAGUAAAGCAUCUAACUGGUUACAGGUGAUGAACAUGCUCCCUUCUCUAUCAGAGUUACACUUGUCUUCUUGUGAACUUGAUAAGUAUGAUCCAAUUCCUUACGUUAACUUUUCAUCUCUCACUGUGCUCGAUCUUUCAUACAAUUACUUUGUUAAUUCAACGUUUGACUGGAUUAAUAGUCUUACAUCUUUUGUUACACUUGAUUUAAAAUCCACUGAGAUCAAGGUUCCACUGCUUGGAGUUGCUACAUUCCGGAACCUGUCUAGUCUUAAAAAUCUACAUCUUAGUGGUAACAACUUAUCUGGCACAAUACCUAAAUGGUUAUAUAAUAUGACCACUCUUGAAAGACUUGAUCUUUCAUAUAAUAAUAUUCAAGGUGUACUUCCUAAAGCUAUUGGAUGUGUUUCACAGCUGAUGCUUCUUGACCUGUCACACAAUGAUCUUGAAGGAAAAAUACCAAGAUUCUUGGGAAAUCUGUGUAAUCUGCAACAUUUGGAUUUAUCUGAGAACAAACUUGGGGGAGGUUUGUAUGACCUUUUAGGAAAUUCUUCUUCAUGCACAACAAAAAAUUUGGAAUUUUUAGAUUUAAGUGGGAAUCGACUUUUAGGUACUUUGCCUGAUCAUCUAGGGAAGCAUAAAAAUCUCUGUGUUCUUUCACUUGGCAAAAAUAUGCUUUCUGGUCCGAUUCCCGUGUCUCUAGGAAAACUGUCUUCAUUGAGGAAGCUUUUGGUCAACGACAAUCAAUUGAAUGGAACAAUUCCUGUAAGUCUAGGGUAUCUUUCAAAUCUUGAAGUGUUAGACAUCUCUUCCAAUUUUUUAGAGGGUUUUGUUUCCGAAGAGCAUUUUUCCAACCUUACAAAAUUGAGAAAUCUCCAUGCUUCUUGGAACUCGUUGACUUUGCAAGUAAGCACUAAGUGGGUUCCUCCAUUUCAACUUCAAACUUUGAGGCUGGCAUCAUGGGCAUUAGGGCCAAAAUUCCCUACAUGGCUUCAAUCACAAGAAGAUCUUCGAGCACUAGAUUUCUCAGAUGCAAGUAUUUCGGAUGUCAUCCCUUCUUGGUUUUGGAGCCUUUGUUCCCAAAUCGAUUUGCUGGAUCUUUCUCAAAACCAACUCCGUGGCAAUAUUUCAAGUUUAUAUUGUGGAGACUAUAUCUAUCUUGGUUCAAACAACUUUUCUGGCCCCCUCCCCAAUGUCUCUUCUGGCAUUGUAUGUUUAGAUCUUUCUAAUAAUUCAUUUCAUGGAUCUCUUUCUCCCCUCAUUUGUGAACAGAACUCUAUAUUGGAUGGAUUUUCGCUUGAAGGUCUUGAUUUGUCCAAAAAUCUUUUAUCUGGAGAACUUCCUGACUGUUGGAUGGACUAUUCUGAGUUAAUAGUGUUAAACUUGGGAAGCAAUAAGCUAACAGGAAAUAUACCAAGUUCCAUAGGUUCUCUAUCUAGACUUCAGGUGGUGUUAUUGGACAAAAACAAUCUGUCUGGAGGUUUACCAUUGUCCUUGCAAAAUUGCAAAGAGUUAGGGUUUGUAGAUUUCAGUGAGAAUCAUUUGUCUGGCAGCUUAUCCAAUUGGUUGGGAAAUAGUUCAGUUGAUCUUAUUGCUCUCAUGCUUCGCUCAAACAGGUUUAAUGGCAGUAUUCCUCAGGAAAUUUGUCACUUCAAUUCUCUUCAAAUCAUGGACCUUGCAAGUAACAAAUUAUCAGGACCCAUUCCGCGGUGUUUUGGUCCUGAGUGUCAUGGUGAAACAAUACCUUCCUGGAUAUUCGAUUAG